CCGGGACUCCGCGCGAGCGCUUCGGCUUCUUCAGCACUUUCCCGGGACGCGGAUUCUCAUCGGGCUGCUGUUUUCUUUUUUUUUUUGUCUUGUCCCGUUGCUCUCCACUUUUGCUUUCUUAUCACUUUCACUUUUUUUCUUUUCUUUUCUUUCUUUCUUUCUUUCUUUCUUUCUUUCUUUCUUUCUUUCUUUCUUUCUUUCUUUCCUUCCUUCCUUCCUUCCUUCCUUCCUUCCUUCUUUCUUUUUCUUUCCUUCUUUCUUUUUUUCCUUUCCUUUCCUUUCCUUUCCUUUCCUUUCUUUUCUUUUCUUUUCUUUUCUUUUCUUUCCUUCUUUCCUUUCCUUCUUUCUUUCCUUUCCUUUCCUUUCCUUUCCUUUCCUUUCUUUUCUUUUCUCUCCUUUUCUUUUCUUUUCUUUCCUUCCUCCUUCCCACCCUCGUCCUGGCUGCCUGCUGGUUGCUCAAGAGGCCGGGAUGGGGGGCCGCCCAAGGGGUCUUCAGCCCCUGCCUCCCAACUCAAGGCAACAAGCGCUCUUCCUCCCCCAGCAACGCUCAAGAGAUGCAGAUCAAACAGGACCCAGCUGAGACCAGGGCCCUUCACAUCCCACCGGAGCCUGGCGAGAAUUUGCGUCGUCUUCGGGGACGGAAACUCUUGCUGGGCGAAGAGAAGAACCUGGCAGGAUGGUCGUUGCUGAUGGGCAUGUCGGGCAUCUUUCUGAUGGUGCUGCACACAGAGCUGGCCUGGUUUGGCCACUGCGAGUGGUUCGCUUACGCCUUCAUGACCAAGUGCCUCAUCACCCUCUCUACCGUGGGAUUAAUCAUCCUGGUCUUGGCCUUUCACAUCAAAGAGAUCCAGCUCUUCAUGCUGGAUAAUGCCCUCACUGAUUGGCGAAUUGCAGUCAGCACUCCGAAACUGGCUCUCAUCAUCCUCGAGUUUUUAGUCUGCUCCCUUCACCCUUUCCCGGUGGGAGAUUUCUUUUGCCUGGAUCCCCAGCCGAAUCAGAACUUCGUCUUCCUCUCAGAUGUUGACAUGUUGCUCUCCCUGGUGAUGUUCCUCCGCCUCUACCUGGUGCCUCGAGCUGUGCUGCUGAGGAGUAGCGUGCUGGGAGAUGCCUCUUACCGCAGCAUCGGGUCCCUCAACAAGAUCCACUUCCAGUACCCUUUCGUGUUACGGGUGAUGGUCAACAGCCAGCCGGGCCGUGUGCUGCUGAUCUUUACAAUGGGACUCUGGAUCAUUGCUUUUUGGAUACUGUCCGUCUGUGAACGGCAGUAUAUGGAUGAGAAUGAAUACCUGGGUGGAACAUUCUGGUUGAUUCCCAUCACUUUUCUGACCAUUGGCUACGGAGAUGUGGUGCCCGAAACAGUCUGCGGGAAAGUCGUGUGCUUGUUCACUGGUGUUAUGGGAGUGGGGUGCACAGCUCUCCUUGUGGCAGUGGCUGCCGAUAAACUGGAAUUCACCAGAGCCGAGAAACACGUUCAUAAUUUCAUGAUGGAUAUCCAGUGUGCCAAAGAGAUGAAAUGCUCAGCUGCCAAUGUACUACAAGAAGCCUGGUUAUUGCACAAGCACACCAAGAGGAAGGAUGGGCUAAGAACACGCAAACACCAUCGGCGGCUGCUGGCAGCCAUUCACAUGUUUCGCCAUGUGAGAAUGAAACACCGCAAGAUCCGAGAUCAAGUGAAUACCAUGGUGGAUAUUUCUAAGAUGCAAAUGAUCAUGUGCGACCUCAGAUCCAGCCUUAGUAUCUCUCACCAGGAGCUGGAAAAACAGAUCAUGUCCCUUGAGGGGAAACUGGAUGAGAUGACCAGAUUGCUUUCUGCCCUUGUGCAGUCCAAGCAACAGGAGGAACAGCAGGUGCAUUGAUGGUCAAGGACUGCCAGGUGGCCACCAAGAGGAUUUUGAGCUCUCAUUUUCUCACUCCUGGCUCAAGAUAUGAACUUUUAGAACACCGACUGCCUUUUUUUUUUUUAAUGGAUUCCGUAAGCCAAAGCAGUACACGGAGAAGAAAAUAACUGUCACUAUAGCGCCAUCUCGUGGUACCUUCAAGACACGACGAGCCUUAUAACUUUCUUUAGAAUGGCCGGCCGGCCACAAGGCUAGUAUAAAAACCUGGUUUGCAGUUGAGGAAACUUAUUGUGUCGGUAAAUGUAUCUGCAGAGACAUGUGCCUUGGCCGGGGAGGUGGGUUGGGAGGUUUUCUUCUGGAUGGAAACCAUAUCCUGGUAUCCUCUCGUUGCUGAAGAUAAAAAACGAACCGUGGGAGGAAAGGGAUGGAAACCACUUACGGGAUAGGAAAACAGCCAGAAACGUACUUGAAACGGAAGAGAAAAAAAAAAUCUCAGCGCUGUGGAAUGCAAAGGUUCUGCCUUUGGUCUUGGGCAGAAACCUUUCCAGACGUAGCAGGAAUCAGAUCUGCAGGAAGCAGUUGGCCAGCUACUGCCCAGAACUUCUCAAGGACGGAAGACGUCAUUCCGUUUAAUUUUGACAGCUUGCCACCCGGUUUUGGUGACUUGAGCUUGAGCGACAAGCCGCCCUACAGGGCCGGGACGCUUGCCCUGAUCACAGGGAGAGGGUUUCGUUUGUAUUUUUAUUAUUAUCUGUGUGAAAUUCUCGACGCUACUUAAGAAAUCAUACGACUUGAUCGGAUUGAGUUCCGAUCGCGCAUUUGGUGCAAGGAUCUAAAUUAAAGCAUCUCCAACA
Molecule: messenger RNA, 2692 nt
Organism: Pantherophis guttatus
Lineage: Eukaryota; Metazoa; Chordata; Lepidosauria; Squamata; Colubridae
Gene: KCNN4
Product: potassium calcium-activated channel subfamily N member 4
Biological process (GO): potassium ion transport
Cellular component (GO): membrane
Molecular function (GO): calmodulin binding; small conductance calcium-activated potassium channel activity
Source: RefSeq, a predicted model, not a curated record